GGGGAGAGGGGGAAAGCUAGAGAGGGACAGCAGAGGGGGGCAAAGGGAGAGACAAGGGGGGAAGAAGAAAGGGAAACACAAAGUCAGAGAGGCAGUUCUCUCCGCAUCCCGGCUGCUCCAUACACAAUGACCGUGGAACCCCCUUGGGACAGACGCGGCUCCUUGAGGCGCCACUCGCGGCUCUUUGCCAUCUGCCUCAUUGUGCUUUUUGCCCACGCCUGUUUGCCUCUGGAGGUGUCGGUAGGCAAGAAUAACCUGAUCACAGCUAUCAAUGGGUCUAAUGUAACGCUUCCCUGUUCUUUUAUGGCCUGCAUUGGCUUCAAUACUGUUACCUUCUCUUGGAUAUACAGCUCUCUCAACAGUUCACUUAAACCUGAGGAACUUUAUAAAGGAACGCUAAAGGACAAGAAGUCAACCCCUAAACCUGAAGUAAUUGUGAACAGGAAUGAACGUAUGGAACGAGUACAGCUUCUUCCUAGCAAUGAAACCAAAGAUUACAACCUGUCGCUGCUCUUGAAGUAUGUGGAUUUUGAUGACACAGGCCGCUAUACCUGUGUCGUGAAGAAUGAGAAAGAAAAGGGUGCCACGCACAAUGCCACUAUUAUACUGAAAGUGGUAGACAAAUUUGAGGAUGUGGAUAACACACUGACUCUGAUUAUCGUGGCUGCUGUUGGUGGAGUGAUUGGACUUCUUAUUCUUAUUCUAAUAAUGAAGAAAAUUAUAACCUUUAUUAUUAAGAGGAACCGUGACAAGAAGAAGGACUGCCUUGUAAGCUCCUCUGUUAAUGACAAUACUGACAAUGCCUCCAAGCAAGAAAGCAAGGCCAAACCCAAAGCAUGAUUUUCCAAACCAUCAGAUGGUUAUACAAUGGACCCAGGACUUCCAAGAAUGGAUUGUGAGGCCAAUGCAAGCAAGGUCACCGACUUUGCAGGCACUGUAAAGGGAGGCAGAGCACCCUCUAUAGUGAUUUGAAACACUUACAGCAUGACACUCUCUGCAUACCAACUUCCUCUCUACAAUAGGGUUUCAUCCAGGAGUCUAGGGUUAGGCUUUGUAGCACUAAGAAAUUAAAACAUGAUAUAUACUGCACAUAUAUAUAUAUAUGCCUUUGUGCAGAUCACUAAUGUGGAUGAAAAAUCAAUUAUGUUGCUUCUGGUGGGUUUUUUGGAAUAAGGGCUGCUGAUGGAUGGUACGAACACAAAGUGGUAAUAAUAGGGAAUGAGCUUGAAUGUAUGAUUAGGCUUUAACUCCCCUAGGCACUGAUGGGUUGAAGUGAUUUACAUUUGGCGGUACAUGUACGGUAUACUAAGCAUCAUACCUGUGAAAUCUCUCCACACUUAAUACUGGCAAGGUCCAUAAAUAGCAUGCUCUUAUUCCUAAGCACACACUGGGAAAUUCCCAAGUAUUAGCCCAAUUUGUCAUCAGUGCAGUGACACACAGCAGCUAAUUAGUACUUUGCUUUGAUUACUUUGCUAAUGAAAGCAAGGGUUUGACUAUGCAUUACUGCAUGGGGCAAAGUUACACUUCAUAAGUGACUUUCCCCCUUUAACAAUUGUAUGGAUUAAGUUUCAGGGUGUAAUUCUCAGCUGUUUGUACUCUGAGAAAGGGGUGAAAAAAUUGGCCUUUGUGCAAAUUGUUACUUCUCGGAAAUGGUUGUUGUAGCAUAUGCUAAAGUGGCUUUUUCAGUACAUGAACAAGACCUUUCUAAGCACUGCAACCCCCAGAAUUAAAAUGGACUGUUUAGGCAUCUCUCCUGUUAUCUGCUGCCUGCACAUAUGGCUGCCAAUCCACAAGUGGAUGUCCGCGAUCCUGUAGGCCCUCAGUGGGCAUUGCUGCUGCUUAUAUUUAUGAAUGUAAUAAAAACUUAUUUAAUAAACACUGGUUAUAUAAAUA
This is a messenger RNA of Xenopus tropicalis (tropical clawed frog), 1893 nucleotides long. RefSeq names its product sodium voltage-gated channel beta subunit 4 (gene scn4b). NCBI's taxonomy places the organism in Eukaryota, Metazoa, Chordata, Amphibia, Anura, Pipidae. The coding region runs from base 127 to 840 and encodes 237 amino acids. Gene Ontology annotation, cellular component: membrane. The transcript is spliced from 6 exons. The record is from RefSeq and is marked provisional.